Centruroides sculpturatus (bark scorpion) is the source of this 3257-nucleotide messenger RNA. RefSeq names its product ecdysone-induced protein 78C-like (gene Eip78C). NCBI's taxonomy places the organism in Eukaryota, Metazoa, Arthropoda, Arachnida, Scorpiones, Buthidae. Bases 524 to 1867 code for a protein of 447 amino acids. The transcript is spliced from 8 exons. Gene Ontology annotation, biological process: regulation of DNA-templated transcription. The record is from RefSeq and is a predicted model, not a curated record. Gene Ontology annotation, molecular function: sequence-specific DNA binding; zinc ion binding; nuclear receptor activity.
GGAGAGGCUACAGACAGUGCGAGGUUGCGUGUUACGCCAACGAAGCACCCCUGGGCCACCAUCGUCGUCUACAACGGCCUUUCGACCGUGUCGGUGGCCACGUAACCGACCCUUUGGUACCCUCCUGCAGUUCGCUAGGACUAUAGUGGAGGAGCCGUUCGACUGAGGGAGGAACAGUACGCGCGCGCGCGGGUGUGGCGACUUUACAGAGCCGGCACUGUGUUACGUGGUGUGUACGACACUCCCGGAGUCCCGCUACACCCCGUGUUGGAUUAAUACCUAUAAAAGUCGAACACAUGGAUUAAGUGUGAGGGGGGUUCGGUUCGAUCGUCGAGUGUUUGUUGUGUUCGUCCCGUUUACGUCGGAGAAAAACACAAGGCAGGGAGCGAAAGCACUGCCAUGUUUCGGCGGUCGGUGCAGCCACUCGCUUCUGUCAACACAGUGAUUCGUUACCCAGCCUUUUAAAGCAAAGCCAGGUGAUCAAGGGGUGUGAUCACCCACAGACCAAUGGGCCUGAUCGGAUAUGGACGGGAACAGAAAACUCCGAAGAACCAGAUCUCAGCAGUCUUUAGGAGAUACAGUGUCGUCCUCUUCGUGUUGGAUUGAUAACAACCAAGAUGUCACGAGCACCAAAGUUGAGCAAAACACCGAAGCCGAUAGCAAACCGUCGACUACUUCCAAACCCGAUCAAAAUUUUGCUCCAGCCGAUUCUAACAGUACAACUCCAACUAAAUCGUUUGUUCCAUGUAAAGUUUGCGGGGAUAAAGCUUCCGGUUAUCAUUAUGGUGUGACUUCUUGUGAGGGCUGCAAGGGGUUCUUCCGGAGGAGCAUUCAAAAACAAAUAGAGUAUCGUUGUCUUCGUGAUGGAAGAUGUCUCGUAAUUAGGUUAAAUAGAAAUCGUUGUCAAUACUGCAGAUUCAAGAAAUGUCUGGCUGUUGGAAUGUCCAGAGAUUCUGUUAGGUAUGGUAGAGUGCCGAAACGUUCACGAGAAAGGAACGAAGAAACACGUGUGACUCAAGCUGAAGCGGACCAGUCGGCUCGUGAGAUAGAAAACAAACAGCUAGCCAUGUACGACAUAAUUUUAACAAUAUCUCAUGCCCAUCAUACCAACUGUGCCUACACAGAAGAAAAAACAAGAGGGCUCGUUCGUAAACCAGCAGUUUUUAGUCUAGAUGACUAUCAGUCCGGUACAGUUGACAGUAGUUGCAGCGGGCCAAUGACGGCAGACAGUCUAGAACAGCAGAAAAUUGUUAUGUGGCAACACUUUGCCGUUCUUCUCACUCCAUCUAUCCAGAGGGUCGUCGAGUUUGCAAAACGCGUGCCCGGAUUUCUCGACCUGACGCAGGACGAUCAACUCAUCCUAAUCAAAUUGGGGUUCUUCGAGAUCUGGUUGGUUCAUAUAUCCAGAAUGAUCAGUAGCAUCGACAAUACCGUCACGUUCAGCGACGGAAGCUUCAUAACUCGUCAACAGAUGGAACUCAUGUUUGACCAUGAUUUUGUGUCGACACUGUUCAACUUUGCCGUAACUUUUAAUAAUUUGCAACUAAAUGAUACUGAAAUUGGGCUCUUUUGUGCUGCAGUUCUACUUACCUCAGAGCGUGCCGGAAUCUACGACAACAAAGCCAUCGAUCAGCAUCAGGAAAAACUAACCGAGGCGCUCAAGUUGCAGGUGGGACGUAAUCACCCGAGCGAACCCCACAUCUUUCCGAACCUGACGGUGAAGCUCUCCGAAUUGAGAUCUCUAGGUGCAAAGCACAUGGAACACCUGCAGUGGUUCAGGGCAAACUGGACUCGCUUGAGACUGCCACCACUGUUUGCAGAAAUAUUCGAUAUUCCCAAACCCGAGGAAAACGUGCAACAACAAUGAUUUGAGGAUAAUCUUGUUCCGUUGACAGUCAGGACAAAAUACGACUGACAGUCUUCAGUUAUUAGCAUGAGAUUAUAGGAAGCCAACCGAAUAAUUCGACACAAUUCUUGUUGAAACAAACAGAUCAUACUCUUAUUGGUAAUCGUACGGCUCGUCAGUUAAGACUGUUACUUCGUGGAAGCCAGAUUGCCACAAUUGUGUUAAUUUUGACCAACCCUCAGAUUUUUCCAUUCAUUCAGUACAGAAUCUCGUAAGGGACCAGUAGUGGGUCCGCUGUAUUUAUUUGUCAUCGUCAUUACUCUAAAAGGGGGGUAUUGGUGUUGUUGGCAACUCUGCUGUGUUCCAGAAGUUUAUCUUUACUCGCUGUUGGAUGCAUUGGCGUUUGUUGCUGCACGACAUUGCAAAAUAAAAAACUUUGCCGGCGAUGCCAAUCAAGCUUUCUUUAUCUCCGGAGAGCCCGAUUGUUGUUCUUGGUUUUAGUUAUGUUACUGUUAAGCAGGAUCAGUUGACACAUCUGUACAGUGUACAGUUUUAGAAUGGUUGUUCCAGAUGUGUGAACUAUUCAAAACUAAUCAUACACAUACUCCAUAAAUACACACGUGAACACACACAUACACGUACACAAAUAAACACACAGACAUACGCCAAUAUGACUAAAUGCAUAUAUUAUAUAUAUUCGAGAAACCGUUUUAUUCAGUUUGCAAUGUUGAUGCAGUAACGAUAAUGGGAAGAAAGGAAACUAACCUAUGGACCAUUACGGAAAUAUUCAGCAUCUGUUAUGCCCUCUUGUGGUGCAACUGUUAAGAUUAUCUCUCCUCGUGAGAUAUUUGCAAGGUGCAGGAGUUACUGUUUUCCCCUAAUCUUUUAAUUUUUUAUUUCUACAAGCACUUUAUAUAGAAUAUAGAUUCCCACCCUCAGUCUCGUAUUCCGACUCGGGUAGUAAUUAAUUAGUACUUUUCCGGGAUAAGGGUAGAUACUAGAACGGAACCAUCCGUGGCUUUUGCAGAGCCCGUUGUAAUUUUUUCUUUUUACAUAGUACAACACAGUGUCUUUGUUUACACGAAUAUUUUGUCUCGUCGACUUUAAUUGUUACAUCUUAACUGUACAAGUUGUAAGAUUCCGGCGACAGUUUGUCAGGAAAGAUUACCGUGGUUUUUUCUAGUUUUCUUUGUGUGUUAUAUAAAGUGUACAAGAUCUCCUUCCCUGGGCAACAAAUCACCAGUAACUUCACUGCCACCUAUCUCAAAAUGAGUCUAGGACCUGUUUAUUGUAGACUGUUCUGUCAAAAGACAGCAGUAUGUUUGUCCAGCCGUGGAGAUGAGUUUAUCAAUAAAUGAUGUUAUUACUCUGAUGGGUUUUUUAUUUUCUCCAAUAAAAUUCAUUUUUUACA